Molecule: messenger RNA, 1467 nt
Organism: Wickerhamiella sorbophila
Lineage: Eukaryota; Fungi; Ascomycota; Dipodascomycetes; Dipodascales; Trichomonascaceae
Product: Transcription factor TFIIIB component B''
Exons: 1
Coding region: 1-1467 (488 amino acids)
Biological process (GO): RNA polymerase III preinitiation complex assembly
Cellular component (GO): transcription factor TFIIIB complex
Molecular function (GO): TFIIIC-class transcription factor complex binding
Source: RefSeq, a predicted model, not a curated record
AUGAGUUCGGUAGUUAAUAAAUCAUCGACUCGUUUUGCUCCCAAAGUGGGCAAUCGGGGCCCAGGGAGGAACCAGCGGUCGCGCCGAACUUCCACUAUCCGUGCAUCGUUCAGUGUGCCCAGCCAGGACUCAGAGGCAAAUCGCAGGCCCGUCUUGGACGCUAAAGUCGACAUUGAAGAGUCUGCAAUCGAUGACUCGGAACUUGCUGCUCAGUCUGCGCUAGCCACACCUCCAUCGUCGGCUCCCAAACCGCCCUCUGGGUCCAUGGAAGCCCCGUCGCGUUCGGUGACUGCGCGUGCCUCCUCUGUAGCUUCUCCACAGCCCUUGCGUCUCACCACUAUUUCAGAGCCUUUGAACAGACAACGAAGAUUGAAUUCAACUCGUUCCACAACCUUUGCACCCAUUGUAGCGCCCUCGGAAAAGGCUACUCCUCCUAGCUCCCAAGUUGCCCCGCCACCGGCCGUGGAGCCAGUUUCCAAGCCCAAAAAGGCUUUUGUACGCGAGAAAAAGUUUGAUGAUCAGGGGCGGGAAAUUAUUGAGCCAGAAGAUUUACCCAGAGUUGGUCGUGGGUUUGCGGCUGCCGACGGUGCUUUAGAGAAUAAAGCCAUCAACCCUCAUACGUUUACCAUGGCAAAUUUAUGCCAGGAUAUUCCAAUAGGUCAACAAAACGAGGACUAUGAUCAUUUUGAAGACGCGAGAAUCAGCCGGAAACGCAAGAGAGCGCGAGUUCUCAGGGCCAAGCAGAUGAUGAGGGGUCAAUACGACCCUAAGAAGCCCGAACUGCGUAAAGAACUAGAAGGCAUUUAUCGAGAAUAUAUGGAAGAGCGACAAGAGAGAUUUGGAAGCUCCAGGGAAGAAUCGCAAGCUCGACUACAGGCCAUUGACUCUGAACCUGCGCAGCGUCAAACCGUUCAGCUUCAGAAGAGCAAAGACGGCAGAAUUUUGCUUGAUCAGGAAUCCCAGCAUCUUGAUAGACAUGCUAAUAACAAGGCCGAGGACACGCCAGUCUUCACUCGUGAAAUCGACCGGUAUUCCACGAUUAUCAACAGCUACAGUUUCAGUACCAAAGAACGCCAAGAGCGAUGGACCGAAGCCGAAACACUUCAAUUUUACCAAGCCCUCUCUGUCUGGGGUACUGAUUUCAAUCUGAUCUCGCACAUGCUCCCUACACGAUCACGACACCAAAUCAAGACCAAGUUCAAGUACGAAGAGAAACGCAACCCAACCAAAGUCCAACUGUAUCUUGUGCAUCGCCGCAAGGUCAAUAUUACCGAUUAUGCCAAGAUCAGCGGUACCGAGAUCGUCAAGCUUGAGGAUCUCGAGCAGGACUUGGAACGGGUCAGAGCUCAGCACAAUGAGCAGCUCAAGGUCAAGGAAGACAUGAAGUUGCAAGCCAAGGCAGAGGAUGCACAGAAACAAAUGGCAUCCAACCCGGUGCGGCCUCGUGGAAUAAAGCGAGAGCGUUAA